AUGAAAAUCAACCUCCUCGCCCUCCUUCUAGCUACCAUCUCCUUCCUCCCCCAAAUCCACACCCAAGGGACAUCCUCCUCGUCUGCCCCCGCCGCCUCAUCCACCUCAACCGGCUUCACCGUGACCUCUGCCCGCUCCGGCUCCCCCAUCCACCUCCUCCAACUAACCAUCUUCUCGGGACGAUUCUACCUAGGCGGUCGCACCUCAUCGUACUGUCCCUCCGGCGUAGCCCAAGAAGGCGAAUGUCCUCCUGGAAAUGAAACCGUGUUGAUCGGUGGAAACGGAUUGGCCGUAGCCGUCCCCGGCGGCCAACAAAUCUACAUCCUCCGCAGCGGCGCCCUAACCUUCACUCCUCCCCACAGCGCCUACAUCCCCCCCGGCUCUGUCACCGGCCCCUUCACCUACACCCCCGGCUCCCCGGGCAGCUGGUCCUACACCUCCGGGUUCAUGGCCUGUCCGGUACGCGGAAAUACUACUACCUCGAGUAGUGUUUCUGUCAGACCGACGCCUACUUCCACCAAGCCUUCGGGAUCUGUGACCCCGUCCCCGACGCCUGGGUCGGGGGGAGGCAGGUGGCAGGUUUAUGCCUCUUGGAAAAAUGCUUCGGUGCCUGGGGGUAAUGUGGAUGAGUGUUUGGGGUUUGAUCCCAUGGCUUAUGCGUGGAGAGGGGGGAAUGUGGCGGCUUGGGAGUAUAUCUAG
This is a messenger RNA of Aspergillus sclerotioniger CBS 115572, 699 nucleotides long. Its product is annotated as putative IgE-binding protein. The record is from RefSeq and is a predicted model, not a curated record. The coding region runs from base 1 to 699 and encodes 232 amino acids. The transcript is spliced from 2 exons. NCBI's taxonomy places the organism in Eukaryota, Fungi, Ascomycota, Eurotiomycetes, Eurotiales, Aspergillaceae.